Limulus polyphemus (Atlantic horseshoe crab) is the source of this 1548-nucleotide messenger RNA. RefSeq lists its product as uncharacterized. The transcript has 5 exons. The record is from RefSeq and is a predicted model, not a curated record. Gene Ontology annotation, molecular function: Toll binding; growth factor activity. NCBI's taxonomy places the organism in Eukaryota, Metazoa, Arthropoda, Merostomata, Xiphosura, Limulidae. Bases 463 to 1344 code for a protein of 293 amino acids. Gene Ontology annotation, biological process: innate immune response; regulation of Toll signaling pathway; central nervous system formation. Gene Ontology annotation, cellular component: extracellular region.
UUAAAAUUAUGUUACAUUAGACGUGCUACAAAUAGUUACCAAAGUUUGUAAGUUAUAAAAAUAUAAUUCAUUUUGAUUUGCAGUACAAAUAUACUAAGAUAAUUAAGAUUAUUUCCUUGUGGUGAUAGCCAAGAAGGAUAUAUUCGCCAGUUCUAUCCUGGUGCUUUCCCUCUUUUUCUUUCACUGAUUCAGAUAUGUAUUUUUCAUUUUCUUUUUUUAUGUCUAUUGAUGUCUUCAUAUUUUGUUGGUGAAUUAUCAAAAUCGUUUCACGACACGUUGUUGAAUGUCACCAACGGUGAGCUUGGAGUUAAGCUUCUGGAAAAGCUGAUGGCCUUGACGGUAUGGUAAUACAAUUAAAUAGAGCAGGCCGAAAAGUGGGCAAGAGACCAUCUCUGACUAAACAUCUCGUGGUUCUAUCCGACUGUGCAGAUCGCUUGUUGACUUCAGCCGCACGAGACCGGCAUGGUUCCUGUGUUUCCGAUGAUUGUUUUUCUGGUCGGGUUAAUUCCACAAGUGAUCCCCCACCCACCAUACCGAGGACCAUGGCGUCCACAUAUGAGCGAAGUCGUUUAUUACUCUGAUUAUUCAUAUCCAAAGACGUCUGCGCCAAAGACUACCUUCCUCCCCAAGCCUCAAUACUGUCCUGAAACAGGACGAACAGUCUGUAAAAAUGUUCCUUAUUACCCAAGUGAAUACAUAUAUCGCCUGGUGGCAGAAACUAAAGCAAAAAGUUUCAAUUUCACGUCUAUCUUCUUUGACGAACACGAUGGGGACACUGAACCAAACAUAAACCUUCUUCCGCCGGAGCCCAAGGAGGUGGAACAAAAUAGCCAAAUACCCCACCAGCAAGAGAUCAAUAAGCGAAACCAUCCAAUUUGGAGCCACUAUGGUCACAACCAAGGCUAUGAAAUCGGUUACGCACCGACAUACUCUCGUCCAUAUUACCGCCACAGACCUUUGUAUUCGAACCAGUGUCAGAGUAGCUCUGUUCAUCUUUACAGAGGACGGAGACAAAGGGAAGAAGAGCCACUCUGUGCUAUUCGGACGAUGUUCAUUCUGCCUGAAGCUGGUCUCACAGACCAGUCGCAAUGGAAGUUUGUUGUUAAUAUUCCCGACAAAGAUCCUCGGUUUAAGCAAGUCAUCAGAGUCGAUGUGUGCAGCGCUCCAAACGAGGCCUGCGCGAACAAGAUCUCUCUUCCACCUGGCUAUGAAAGUAGAUGUAAACAAAAAUACAGCAAGAAGUCAUUGGUAACUUUAGAUGGUGAUGGACAAGGAACCAGUCAAGAUCAGGUUUUUCUCCCCACGUGCUGUGUGUGUCAGAUCGUCUUGAUAAUACAGAAGUAAAACCGUCAUCCUCUAUAUUUCCUGUAGUUCCUCGAGCUACGUUUCUAUCCCAUCUAACCCCAAGUCUUGUUUACUGAUGGUUCUAGACAGGAACUAGUCACUCCUUUCCAGCGUCAGAAUACCAAAAUGGAUUGCCAGACGAUGUUGACUUCAGAGUGUCAAAUUGGUCAUUUUGUUUCUGUGUAUUUCUAGGACAAUUUAGCA